Messenger RNA from Neomonachus schauinslandi (Hawaiian monk seal), 4329 nucleotides. It is a transcript of the gene ACIN1, whose product is annotated as apoptotic chromatin condensation inducer 1. The record is from RefSeq and is a predicted model, not a curated record. Gene Ontology annotation, molecular function: nucleic acid binding. Lineage: Eukaryota; Metazoa; Chordata; Mammalia; Carnivora; Phocidae. Bases 43 to 3720 code for a protein of 1225 amino acids. The transcript has 18 exons.
CAGCUCGGUACGUUCGAAGGGCGUUGGCGGAAAUUACCGAAGAUGCCCGAAGCCGUCGGGACGGACCCGAGUACCUCACGCAAGAUGGCGGAGCUGGAGGAGGUGACUCUGGACGGGAAGCCUCUUCAGGCGCUGCGGGUGACCGACCUGAAGGCCGCACUGGAGCAGCGAGGCCUAGCGAAGAGCGGGCAGAAGAGUGCUCUGGUCAAGCGGCUCAAAGGGGCUCUAAUGCUAGAAAAUUUACAGAAACACUCAACACCCCAUGCUGCAUUCCAGCCAAAUUCCCAGAUUGGCGAGGAAAUGAGCCAGAACAGUUUCAUAAAGCAGUAUCUGGAAAAGCAGCAGGAGCUACUUAGGCAGCGUCUGGAACGUGAAGCCCGAGAAGCUGCAGAACUUGAAGAAGCUUCAGCUGAGUCGGAGGACGAGAUGAUCCAUCCUGAGGGAGUGGCUUCCCUGCUGCCUCCUGACUUUCAGAGCAGCCUGGAGAGACCAGAGCUGGAGCUCAGCAGACAUUCGCCCAGAAAAAGCUCUAUUUCUGAAGAGAAAGGUGAAUCUGAUGAUGAUAAACCAAGGAAAGGAGAAAGACGAUCAUCCAGGGUCAGACAGGCAAGAGCAGCUAAACUCUCUGAGUGUAGCCAGGUGGCUGAGGAGGAAGAGGAUCAAGAAACACCUUCCAGAAAUCUGAGGGUCAGAGCAGAUCGAAAUUUGAAAACGGAGGAGGAAGAAGAAGAGGAGGAAGAAGAGGAAGAAGAGGAGGAAGAGGAAGAGGAAGAUGAAGGACAAAAAUCUAGGGAUGCACCAGUCAUGAAACAACUUGAGGAAGCAGAAGAGGGGGAAGAGAUGCCCAGAGCAAAACCAGAGGAGGUGAUAGAUGAGAGACCCCAAACCAUAAGAUCCCAGGAACAGGAGGGGUUAGAGAGAGGGGGAAGAGUCACAAGGUCCCAGGAAGAAGCCAGAAGAAGUCUUAUGGCCAGACAUCAGCAGGAGAAAGAAAUGAAAACAGUUUCUUCCCUUGAGGAAGAAGAAAAGGAAAUAAAAUCUUCACAAGGCUUGGAGGAAAAAUCGAAGUCCCCUUCCCCUCCUCGACUGAUUGAAGAUCUGGAGAAGGCCCCUCUUGUGCUACAACCAGAGCAAAAUGCCAGUGAGGAGGAAACUCCCCCACCUUUACUUACCAAGGAAGCAUCUUCACCGCCUAAUGCACAGCUCCAGGGUGAAGAAGAAAUAGAGCCCAUGGAAGGCCCAGCUCCCCCUGUCCUCACUCAGCUAUCUCCUGCUAAUACAGAUGCUGAGGCCAGGGAGCUAUUAAUAUCUCAGCAUACUGUCCAGUUGGUGGGAGGCCUGUCUCCUUUGUCAAGUCCUGCAAACACCAAAGCAGAAUCUCUAGCAGAGAAAGUGCCAGAGGAGAGUGUCCUGCCCCUAGUUCAGAAAAACACACUAACUGAAUGCUCACCCCAGAAGGGUCUUGAAACUGAGUCAGAAAAAUCUGCUCAACCACUCCCUCUUAAAAUCGAGGAAUUAGCACCGGCCAAAGGGAUCACUGAGGAAUCUCUGAAACAGCUGUCUUUGGAACAGAAGGAAGGUAGAAGGGCUUCUCAUACCCUUCUCCCAAGCCACAGAUUAAAACAGUCAGCUGACUCCUCCUCAAGCCGGUCGUCCUCUUCAUCCUCCAGUUCUAGAUCAAGAUCUCGCUCUCCUGACAGCUCAGGCUCUCAGUCUCACUCAUCUCCAAAAUCCAAGCAGAGAGAUGUAUCUCGGGCACGUACUCACACCAACCCUCGUGGUAGAUCCGAGAUGGGCUCCCGAUCCACAUCAGAGUCCAGGUCACGUUCCCGUUCCCGUUCCCGUUCUCGUUCAGCUUCAAGCAACAGCAGAAAAGGGAGCCCAAAGAAGUGUGAAGCUGAAGAGGCAGAGCCACCAGCUGCCACACAGCCCCAAACCUCAGAGACCCUGACCGCUCACCUACCAGAAUCAGAAAGGAUUCAUCACACUGUUGAGGAGAAGGAGGAAGUGACCAUGGACACAAGUGAAAACAGACCUGAAAAUGAGGUUCCAGAACCCCCCAUGCCUAUUGCAGACCAAGUCAGCAAUGAUGACCGCCCAGAGGGCAGUGCUGAAGAUGAGGAGAAGAAAGAGAGCUCGCUGCCCAAAUCAUUCAAGAGGAAGAUCUCCGUUGUCUCAGCUACCAAGGGGUUGCCAGCUGGAAACAGUGACACAGAGGGGGGCCAGCCUGGUCGGAAGCGGCGUUGGGGAGCCAGCACAGCCACCACGCAGAAGAAACCCUCCAUCAGUAUCACCACCGAGUCACUCAAGAGCCUCAUCCCCGACAUCAAACCCCUGGCGGGGCAGGAGGCUAUUGUGGAUCUUCAUGCUGACGACUCCCGAAUCUCUGAGGAUGAGACAGAGCGUAAUGGUGACGAUGGAACCCAUGACAAGGGGCUGAAGAUAUGCCGGACUGUCACCCAGGUCGUACCUGCAGAGGGCCAGGAGAAUGGGCAAAGGGAAGAAGAGGAAGAAGAGAAGGAGCCUGAAGCAGAACCCCCUAUACCUCCCCAGGUUUCAGUAGAGGUGGCCUUGCCCCCACCUGUGGAGCAUGAAGUAAAGAAAGUGACUUUAGGAGAUACCUUAACUCGACGUUCCAUUAGCCAGCAAAAGUCUGGAGUUUCCAUUACAAUUGAUGACCCAGUCCGAACUGCUCAGGUGCCCUCCCCGCCCCGGGGCAAGAUCAGUAACAUCGUCCACAUCUCCAAUUUGGUGCGUCCCUUCACUUUAGGCCAACUAAAGGAAUUGUUGGGCCGGACGGGAACUCUGGUGGAAGAGGCCUUCUGGAUUGACAAGAUCAAAUCUCACUGCUUUGUCACGUACUCAACAGUAGAGGAGGCAGUUGCCACUCGCACAGCGCUACAUGGGGUCAAAUGGCCCCAGUCCAAUCCCAAAUUCCUUUGUGCUGACUAUGCCGAGCAAGAUGAGCUGGAUUAUCACCGGGGCCUCUUGGUGGACCGUCCCUCUGAAACUAAGACAGAGGAGCAGGGGGUACCACGGCCCCUGCACCCCCCGCCCCCACCCCCAGCCCAGCCACCACAGCACCCCCGGGCAGAGCAGCGGGAGCAGGAGCGGGCGGUGCGGGAACAGUGGGCAGAGCGGGAACGGGAAAUGGAGCGGCGGGAGCGAACUCGAUCAGAGCGUGAAUGGGAUCGGGACAAAGUUCGAGAAGGUCCCCGUUCCCGAUCACGGUCCCGUGACCGCCGCCGCAAGGAACGUGCGAAGUCUAAAGAAAAGAAGAGUGAGAAGAAAGAGAAAGCUCAGGAGGAACCGCCUGCCAAGCUGCUGGACGACCUUUUCCGUAAGACCAAGGCAGCUCCCUGCAUCUAUUGGCUCCCGCUGACUGACAGCCAGAUUGUUCAGAAGGAGGCUGAGCGGGCUGAACGGGCCAAGGAGCGGGAGAAGCGGCGAAAGGAGCAAGAAGAGGAAGAGCAAAAGGAGCGGGAGAAGGAAGCAGAACGGGAACGGAACCGGCAGCUAGAGCGGGAGAAGCGUCGCGAGCACAGCCGAGAGAGGGACAGGGAGAGAGAGAGGGAAAGGGAGCGUGACCGGGGUGAUCGGGAGAGGGAGAGGGAGAGGGACCGGGAGCGAGGCAGGGAGAGGGACCGCAGAGACACCAAGCGCCACAGCAGGAGCCGGAGUCGGAGCACGCCUGUGCGGGACCGGGGCGGGCGCCGCUAGCUGGGAACACACGAGCGAGAGCUGCAGGCAUCAGCCACCCUGCCCCGGGGGGUUCGAGGCCACAGAGGGAUAGGUACAAUCUCCACCGCCCUAGAACCAGGGGUCUUUCACACCAUUUACCCAGUGCUCAAGUAUGGCUGCCACCUGUCCCCACAUACCAAAUGGAGCAGUGGCCGUCUUUCCCCCCAGAGCCCCACCCCCAUAACCUAUCUCUUGGGAGUUAGCCCUCUCCUCACUCUCCUUUCCCACUGUUGAGUCUGAGAGGGAAGAGCUAGGUUAGGGAGGGAGGUGGUUGGCCCAGAGGUGGGGAACAGCCAAGAGCCCCAGACCUCUCAUUUUUCCUCCAUCCUGCUCACCACCUCCUUUGGGUACUCACAACCCCCUCUUGGGAACAGCCGGGGCCAGGACUGGGUCACCUAUGAGCUGAAUCAGCAUCUCCUCCUGAGUCCCAGGGCCCCUGCAGUUCCCAGUCUCUUCUGUCCUGCAGCCCUUGCCUUCUGCCCACCGGUUCCACUUUAUAUCCACCUUUUCCUUUUGUUCAAUUUUUAUUUUUAUUUUUUUUAUUAUUAAAUGAUGUGGUCUAUGGAAAAUAAUAAAAAUCUGACUUAG